GCGCUUGCUUGCUGCGUUCCUGCUAUCGUUGGCCUAGGAGCUCGCGUCCUGUUCUCGGGGUACAUCUCGGAGCCAUGGGGGGACCGGACACAAGAUGAGGCGCUGUACCCCCGACCCCGCAUCGCUGAUCCUGCUCCUCCUGGGGCUGUUGCCCGUCCUGCUGGCAGAUGAAUUUUUGGGGCAAUUGCCUGCCCCGGAGAAUGUAAAAAUUCACUCCUACAACCUAGAGAAGGAGCUGAGGUGGGACCCCGUGCGUGUGCUGGAUGAUCGGCCCACAACGUACACAGCGCAGUAUAAGUAUUUUGCAGAUGACGACGAUGAGUAUACUGACCUGUGUGUCAACGUAACCCAGACACUUUGUGACUUUACUGAAGAAGUAAGAGAUACCUGGAAAGUUAUAUUACGAGUCCAAGCCCAGCAGGGAGAUCUGACCUCAAACUGGGUCCAAACGCCUGUGUUUCAAGCAACCAAAAACACCAUUCUAGGACCCGUGACUUCUCUAACAUUAUCUGCGUAUAAAGAAGAGCAUUAUUCGUUGUACGUUACAUUUCAAGACCCUUUGCGAAGGCAGCAUCGUUGGACUGUAUGUUAUAACUUGAGUUACUGGAUGAAAGGUUCUGAUCAGAAGCAAACGAAACCUACUUUUCAAACAUCCACAAGACUCGCGGAUCUGAAACCUUGGACCGAAUACUGCGUAGAAGUGACCGUGUUUACACAAGAUAUCACAGGCGAAAAAAGUGAAACUGUUUGCGCACAGCCAACUGGUCCAGCUUUGACUACUGGAGGAAGCAUAGCGCUGUUUGUGUCCGUUGCCGGUCUGUGUAUUGUUAUUGCGGGGAUCUCCUAUGUGAUGUACGAACAUCACGCGAUUAUCAAGAGCUGGUUGUACGCGCCGCUGCAAAUACCCGUUCACAUACAGCAGUAUUUUGAAGAUCAUAAUGACUUGGACCACGAGGAGGAGAGUGAAUCUAAGCCGGCGGAGGCUAACAGCGAUCACGUCUCCGUUGUCGAGAUCGAAGUCCUACAGGAGAGCAGCCAUACCUUUCCAGAAGACAGCAGUUUGUCCGAAAAGACAUGAGGAGGACCCAUUUAGCUAUCAGAGCCUUAAGACGUUGAUAUUGGGUGUUCAUCUCAUAGGGCUCACAUAAGCCAUGGAGCAUCAGCUCAAAUACGUUGAUGAGUAGCAACCCAUUGCGGAUUCCGGGACAACGCUAAGAAAUAAAAAUGACACAGCUACAUUUUGCUCAGGGGUUUAAAUUUGACUCUAAGAAAUAGAAUAUUUGUUCACCCCAUGCACAGUUAUGCAUUUUUUUUUAUUUCAUCAUUUCCAUCAUGCUUCUUUGUGAAAGUAGUAACUACCUUGUGAUUUUGACAUUUGUUCAAAGAGACACGGACGGGGACCUAUUUUGCAUCCAAAAGGUGCAUUAGUUGAACUGUUGGUAACUAAUAAAAUAAAUCACAAAAGUGGAAGGAGGGUAUGGUGACUACAGACCGGUGUGCCUCAUAUCAGGUUUUUUUUGCAAACGCCAAACUGCUUGUCUGUAUUUGGAGAGGAACCUGUUUCGUAUGUGAUCUUUUGAUGGGACUGUGACGGCUAAGAUCCCGAACUACGCAAGAUGAACCAAUCAGGGUUCCAGCAGCACCCCGGGGAUCUAUGAUAGGACUGGUGCUUUUAUAUUUUAAUAUGUUUUGUGUAUGACGACGUACCGCUUAUGUCAAAGCUGUAGUACGAAAGCUGCAUUGCAAAUGCAGAAUAUAAUUGUAAAGCUCUACGCCAGUGAUCAGUACAUUGAUCUUUUGUACAAAAAUCCGCCCCCCCAAUAAAGAAGUGUUACUGCUUCUUUAACAUGCCAAGCUCACUCACUUUAAAGCACCUUUAACAUUCUCCUUCUGCUGCUGUCAUUGAAUAUAGUUGGUUUAACUUAUUUAUGUAAAUUAAGCUGUCAUCUGAAAUAGAUUUUAUUCUUUAUUAAACCGUGUGAAGAAAA
Molecule: messenger RNA, 1988 nt
Organism: Spea bombifrons (plains spadefoot toad)
Lineage: Eukaryota; Metazoa; Chordata; Amphibia; Anura; Pelobatidae
Gene: IFNGR2
Product: interferon gamma receptor 2
Exons: 7
Coding region: 95-1078 (327 amino acids)
Molecular function (GO): protein binding
Source: RefSeq, a predicted model, not a curated record